AUGCAAAUUGACAUUUGUUAAUAACCUUGGGAACAUAAUUUCACAUAAAAAAAAAUAAAUUAAACCUUAUAACUAAAGGUUAACAAAUCAGAAGAACUUCGAUAUGUAAUGAUCGAAUUAUUUGUUCUAUCAAAAAAACACUAGGUAAAUCUACUAUUAUUGUAAUCUUAUAAAGAAGCUCCUUGUUAUGAGAAUAAUUCAUCCAGAAAAUAAAUUAGAUUUGAAAAUGCUGACUUGUAUGGGUAUUUAAUUCAAUAUUUAUAAUUAGAAAAUAAUAAUAAAAAAAAUAUCACUACAUAAUCUUAGAUUAGGAAAAUAAGACUGAAAUUAAUUAGUAUUUAGUUAUUCUAACAAAUCAAACUACUUCAUAUAAGUUGGUUAUAAAGAAUUUACAUUCGAGACCAUGUCCAAAUAAUUGUACUAAUAAUGGCAUUUGUAAAGUAUCAAUAUGAUAAAAAAUAGGAUGGUAUAUGUAUAUGUAAAUCUGGAUAUCUAGAUGGUGAUUGUUCAGAAAAAGGAUUACUUAUUCCUCCAUUUUAAUAGUUUAAAUAAAAAAAUAUUGAUCAAUAAUUUAAAUACAUUUACACAUAGUUUAACUUUACUCCUGGAUUCAAAUUGAGUAUUAAAUUUUCAGAAUAAUGGUAGAACAAGACUGAUGUAAGAGUUCAAAUCUUAAUAUCGUAAUAAUUCAAUUUACCUUCUAAUUUUAAUAAUACUUAUGAUGAAAUAAUAAAUGUCAAUAAGACACUCCAAUAUUAAAUAAUAUCAAAUAUUGAUCAAAUUGAUAACUAAAGAAUGUAAAGUGUCUAAAACUAAUCUUAUUUUUUAGUAAUCAAAAUAAUUUCUUAAAAAAGAGCAAAAUGUUGUUUAUCUAUUGAUUUUUAGGAAUUAGAAAACAUAGAUGAUUAUGAAAAAAUAAUGAAAAUUCUAUUACUUUUUUUUUUAAUUACACUCAUUUUGUUUUGUUUUGGCAUAUUUGGAUAUAUUUGUUUUAGAAUGAAAUAAUAAAAUGAGAAUUUAUAUUAAUCUCCAAAUUCUGAUGAUUUAUUAAACUUUAAAGAAUGCCCUAUAUGCUUAGAUAAUUUUGAAAUGGAUUAAUUAAAUAGCUUGAUUAAAUUGAGAUGUAAACACAUAUUUCAUAGCGAAUGUUUAAGAAUUUGGAGGACAUAUUAGAUUACCGAUAAUCGAUUAGAAUUAAUCUGUCCUUGUUGUAGAUAACUAAUAGAAUGA
Molecule: messenger RNA, 1230 nt
Organism: Paramecium sonneborni
Lineage: Eukaryota; Ciliophora; Oligohymenophorea; Peniculida; Parameciidae
Source: the annotation of a GenBank genome assembly